Ceratina calcarata is the source of this 1289-nucleotide messenger RNA. RefSeq names its product TM2 domain-containing protein 3 almondex (gene amx). Bases 115 to 819 code for a protein of 234 amino acids. The record is from RefSeq and is a predicted model, not a curated record. The transcript has 5 exons. NCBI's taxonomy places the organism in Eukaryota, Metazoa, Arthropoda, Insecta, Hymenoptera, Apidae.
GUAUAUGGAUGAAUCGAUGAACUAUGCUUUCUAUACUCGUAAUUGAGUAAAUAAAAGCUUAACGAAUUUCUGUGCGUUCUGCAUCGGUUCGAUCAAAUCUGUGUCACGCUCAUAAUGAACAUAGUGAGGAUCAAUUCGAGAAAUGUGAUAUUUGUUCUCCUGGCAAUUCUUUCAACCACUUUGCAACAGGCUCAUAUGGGCCACGAGAGUGCAAGUAAAUAUGUGCAAAAAGAGGCUAAUGAAAAUUCUACGCCAGCUUAUAGCAGUAUAAAAGAAGAGAAUGUUAGACUGUGUCCUAGUGGUGUUGCUUGUACAGAGCUACACAGCAAUUGUUUAAAAUGUAAUUUAAAUCCUGAUUGUGAGUAUGGAAAUGAAUACAUCACCAAUUGCUCUGUCCGAGAAAACGUUGACUGCAUUGGCAUACACUCCUUUCAAAAGAAGUAUAUAUGUCGUUAUUGCUAUCAAACUGAGCAUUGGGAGCAUGAAUGCCAUCAGAAGAAUUCUUGCAAUUCUGUAUCAUCGCCAAGACAAUAUUAUAGGACAAAUUGUACAGUGAAUGGUGAUAUAUUGUGUUUAGGACGACGUACAUUUAUGAAAAAUUUAUUAUGUAAUUGGACUGUGGGAUAUCGUUGGUCUACUGCUUUAAUUUUAAGCAUUACUUUAGGAGGAUUCGGAGCUGAUAGGUUUUAUUUGGGUCAUUGGCAAGAAGGAAUUGGUAAAUUGUUUAGCUUUGGAGGAUUUGGUGUAUGGACACUGAUUGAUGUAAUGCUUAUUUCUAUGAGAUAUAUAGGUCCAGCAGAUGGGUCAUUAUAUAUCUGAAAGACAAGUCUAAUGGUAAUAAAUAUAUUAUUUAUAACCAAAGAAAUGUUUAUACCAUUUACCGUGAGUGUCAUUAGUUUUAUAUCAAUAGUACCUAAGCAUCUUAUUAAUUACUUCCAAUGUAAUGUGACACGUGCAAAAAUAAGUGAUGUAAACAUAAAUAAUUAUAAAUAUAACAUCUAUUGAUUAAAAAUAUGACUGCCACUGAAUGAUAAUUUUAUUCUCAGUUACUUCUAUUUCUAUUGCUUCUAUACACGCAUACAUGAUCACUAUACACAACAUAACUAUAAAUUAUAAUCAGUACAGUCGGUCUGUAAAAUUUUAUAGAGACACCUUCAUAUCUCUUGUAGUUAUGUAUGUGCUAGUGACUAAAACACAGUUUCUAUGUAUGUAUUUUAAACAACAAAUAACAAAUCUAAUCUAGUACUAUGUAAAAUUAUUUAAUAAAGAACAAAUGCGUAUCAUAUAUA